Mesitornis unicolor (brown roatelo) is the source of this 542-nucleotide messenger RNA. Its product is annotated as glioma pathogenesis-related protein 1-like. The record is from RefSeq and is a predicted model, not a curated record. NCBI's taxonomy places the organism in Eukaryota, Metazoa, Chordata, Aves, Mesitornithiformes, Mesitornithidae. Gene Ontology annotation, cellular component: extracellular region.
AUGAGGCAUUUGUGCAGGAGUGCAUGUAUAUGCACAACGAGCUCCGCGCCCGAGUCCAGCCGCCCGCCAGCAACAUGCGGUACAUGACUUGGGAUGCAGCUUUGGCAAGGACUGCAAGGGCAUGGGCAGAUAAAUGCAUUUCUGAGCAUAACAUACACUUAAAUAAGAAACAUCAGUGCCAUCCUAAUUUCACAUCUAUUGGAGAGAAUAUUUGGACUGGAAGUUGUCAAACAUUCAGCGUUGCUAGCGCCAUUAAAUCCUGGUAUAAUGAGGUCAAUUUCUAUACUUUUGCAGAGCAGAAAUGUACUCGGGUUUGUGAUCAUUACACUCAGGUUGUUUGGGACUAUUCAUAUAAAAUAGGCUGUGCUGUUACUCUAUGUAAGGAAGUUAGAGGAAUACGAAAUGCAGCAAAUUUUAUUUGCAAUUAUUCACCAGGGGGUAAUUCUCCAAGAAGACCAUAUGUAACAGGAAAACCAUGCAGUAAAUGUGGAAAAGGGGACACCUGUGAAAAUAAACUGUGUAGUAAGUAGAAGCAAAUGUAA